Molecule: messenger RNA, 1411 nt
Organism: Camellia sinensis
Lineage: Eukaryota; Viridiplantae; Streptophyta; Magnoliopsida; Ericales; Theaceae
Product: cinnamyl alcohol dehydrogenase 1
Molecular function (GO): zinc ion binding; oxidoreductase activity, acting on the CH-OH group of donors, NAD or NADP as acceptor
Source: RefSeq, a predicted model, not a curated record
UCCCCCAGCUCCCCGCCUCCUCUUCUCUUUGUCUCUCUAGAUAUAAACUUUUCAUUGCCAAAGCAAUUUGACAAAAUGGAAAGUAUAGACAAGGAAAGAACAACAACAGGAUGGGCAGCAACAGACCCAUCUGGGGUUCUCGCACCCUACACCUACACCCUCAGGAACACAGGCCCUGAAGAUGUUUUCAUCAAGGUGAUUUGCUGUGGAAUCUGCCACACUGAUAUUCAUCAGAUCAAAAAUGAUCUUGGCAUGUCCAAUUACCCCAUGGUUCCUGGGCAUGAAGUGGUGGGUGAAGUGGUGGAGGUGGGAUCCAGUGUGGCCAAGUUCCGAGUAGGCGAUACAGUGGGAGUUGGAUGCAUCGUUGGAUGCUGCAGAAAUUGUAAGCCAUGCAACGCAGAUGUAGAGCAGUACUGCAACAAGAAGAUAUGGUCCUACAAUGAUGUCUACACUGAUGGCAAACCCACCCAAGGUGGAUUUGCUGGUUCCAUGGUCGUUGAUCAAAAGUUUGUGGUGAAAAUUCCAGAGGGUAUGGCGGUGGAACAGGCGGCGCCGCUACUGUGCGCGGGGGUGACAGUGUACAGCCCACUGAAGCACUUUGGGCUGAAAGAGAGUGGGAUGAGAGGAGGCAUAUUGGGGCUUGGAGGGGUUGGACACAUGGGGGUGAAGAUAGCAAAAGCCAUGGGGCAUCACGUGACUGUCAUUAGUUCUUCCGACAAGAAGAGAGUGGAGGCUUUGGAGCACCUUGGUGCGGACGAUUACCUGGUCAGCUCGGACGUCACUCGGGUGCAAGAACUGGCUGACUCGCUCGAUUACAUCAUUGACACAGUGCCCGUCUUCCACCCUCUCGAGCCCUACCUCUCUUUGUUGAAACUUGACGGAAAGUUAAUUUUGACGGGUGUUAUUAACACCCCUCUUCAAUUUCUCACCCCUGUUGUCAUUCUUGGGAGGAAGACAGUAACAGGGAGCUUCAUAGGAAGCAUGACGGAGACAGAGGAGAUGCUUGAAUUUUGCAGAGCGAAAGAGCUCACUUCCAUGAUCGAAGUGGUGAAGAUGGAUUACAUCAACACUGCCUUUGAGCGCUUGGAGAAGAACGAUGUCCGUUACAGAUUCGUCGUCGAUGUCAUCGGCAGCAAACUCGAUCAGUGAAACCUUUCCCAUUCAUAUUAAACUCCAAAAACAUUUGAUUGAUAUUUGUUUUGAGUGUGUCUGUUCCUUGCAAUUUGUUUUGGGGACUGAAAGAGUCAUGUGUUCUUUUCUUUUCUUUGUUAAUAAGCCAUUGAAGUGGUGGUGUGAGUUUAUGUAAUUUCCUAUUUAACGUCAUUCAUGCUUUGUUUUGUGUUGCUUGUAAUCCAUGUUUUUAUCAAUGAUAAAAAUAUCCCCCCAAAAAAAAAAUGUCGUGUGAUUCAAA